AUGGCCGACGAAAUAAGACCAUCAGAAAUUUCUUUCACGAUCAAGCAUACGUUCCGGUUUUGCAUGGCAAUCGAAACCGACGAAGAUCGACGGAAACCGACGAAGACCGACGGAAACCAACGAAAACCUACGGAAACCAACGAAGACCGACGGAAACCGACGAAAACCUACGGAAACCAACGAAAACCUACGAAAACCGAUGAAGAUCGACGAAAACCAACGAAAACCUACGGAAACCGCCGAGAACCGACAGAAACUAACGAAGAUCGACGAAAACCAACGAAAACCUACGGAAACCUCCGAGAACCUACGGAAACGAACGAAAACCUACGAAAACCGGCAGAAACUAACGAAAACCGACGGAAACCGACGAAAACCUACGAAAGCCAACGAAGACCGACGGAAAUCGACGAAGACCGACGAAAACCGACGAAGAUCGACGGAAACCAAUGA
Megachile rotundata (alfalfa leafcutting bee) is the source of this 453-nucleotide messenger RNA. RefSeq names its product salivary glue protein Sgs-3-like. The record is from RefSeq and is a predicted model, not a curated record. Lineage: Eukaryota; Metazoa; Arthropoda; Insecta; Hymenoptera; Megachilidae.